AAUAAAUUAGCUAUUCCUUGAGAAAUUUACUAGAUCUAGCUACAGCUAAGAGUUCAUUGGGAUGAAUAAUGAACUCUUGGCUAUAUAGCUACAGGAAUAAUGAGAACGUUCCCCUCAAGAUGAUUCUCUGUUGUCUGCUAGGAAGUGCUUUCCUAGUGUAUGGUCAGCAGACUUUGACUCGACUGGCAUCACCCAAUGAGCCCAAUGCCACUGACCACACUGGAGAGAUCAUCUCGUUCUCUGAUGUUGGAUCAGGAGUUGGUACUGAUCCACGAGCCUGGUAUUGCUACACUUACAACACUGGUAGUGUAGUGUGGCAGGGUCCUGGUAUGAGUGAAUUGCCCAUAGAUAGCGCCUACAGGGAUGCAGUUGGGGAUGAACUGUUCAUCAGUGGUAUUGAAUAUACUGCCGUUAUUCUGCAUCGUGGUCCCACACACUUCAGUCCUGAUGGAGAACACUGCUGUGUGAGGAUUGCUCAAGGCCCUGCACAGAGGCUGUGUGUCACCUUCACUCCCUGCCCCACACUGAGCCCCCAGUCUAAUGGAAGGAUAUCAUAUGAUGCAACCAACAACAUGGCCACCUACACCUGUAACACUGGGUACACCAUCAGUGGAGCUACUCCAAUAACUUGUAUGAGUGAUGGUACUAGUGCUGGUACCUGGUCUCCAUCACCACCUACAGCUUGUGCACUUGUGGAUUGUGGCUCCCCACCCACCAUCGGCAAUGGCUCUCCUGGAACACCCACCUCCACAACCUACCAAGGGACAGUGACCUACACCUGUGACACUGGGUAUGAGGUCUCCAAUGGAGUCACCAUUGUAACAGCUAACUGUAUGGCUAGUGGGAUGUGGGAGACUGUAGCAACUUGUUCAGCUGUGGAUUGUGGCUCCCCUCUCUCUAUUGGCAAUGGCUCUCCUGAAACACCAACCAGCACAACUCUUGAAGGGAUGGUGACCUACACCUGUAACCGUGGGUAUGAAGUUUCCAAUGGAGUCACCACAGCAAUGGCUACCUGUAUGGCUAGUGGGAUGUGGGAGCCUGUACCAACUUGUUCACCUGUUGACUGUGGUUCCCUGGACGCCCCCUCCAAUGGAACAGUGAAAACAUCCUCUGGAACCACCUUCAUGAUGACUGCUACCUACACCUGUAACACUGGAUACAACAUUGUUGGAUCAGACACUCGAACUUGUAGGGCAGACAGAAUAUGGACUCCAGAGGUCCCUACCUGUGCACCUGUUGACUGUGGUUCCCUCACUGUUCCUAAUGGACAAGUCUGUACAUCAUCUGGAAACAUCUUUGAGAGCAUAGCUACCUACAUCUGUGAUGACGGCUACCAUCUCAAUAGAGUAACAAUUAGAACCUGUCAAGCUAAUGGAACCUGGAGCCUAACAGCACCUACCUGUGAUCCUGUUGACUGCGGUCCCCUAAAUGAAACUGCCAAUGGAGCAGUGACCACAUCCUCUGGAACCACCUUCAUGAUGACUGCUACCUACACCUGUAACACUGGAUACAGCAUUGUUGGUAGUGAGAGCAGAACCUGUGGAGCAAGUGGAACAAGUGGAGUGUGGUCAGGAGAAGCUCCAGUGUGCAACUUGAUUCCUUUGAGCAAUGGAUCAAUGAAUGUCAUUGCCAACAACUCUGUCUUAUCACUGGCGGCCAUUGGAUCCUCUGCCCUCACCUGUCAUACUGAGCUUACCACCUGCUGCAGAGGAGUGGACAACAACGGCAAUGCUCUCGGGGGGUGGAGAGGACCAAAUGGUGACAGCAUUCCUGACUCAAACACCGAUGGAUUCUACAUGUCGCGAUGUAUGAGCUCCAUUAGUCUGAAUCUUGCAGAGGGCUCCAGUGAAGUAGCUGGUACCUACUGUUGUCAAGUGCCCAGGGAGAGUGGGGCAACCACUACACAUUGUGUCAUGGUUACUGCGAGUGCAGUGGUCAAUGUUGUUGCUGUGGCUGUAGCUGGUUGGGUGGUUGCUGGAGUCUUGACCAUUGCUGUGCUGGUACUGAUUGUGGUUAUGUUGAGGCAACGGAGAUCUGGAUCCAAGGACAAGAGUGAUGAGAGGACAGGCAGUCAACCAACACAACUACCCCCAGUGGUGAUGAGUCAUCUCCCCUCCCAUGAUUACGAGGGGUUGAACAAACUACAAGAGGAGGCUGCCUAUGAGGUGGUGGACCAGCCACGCCCCCCUCCUCCUGCAGACUACCAGCUCUCAGCCUGUGCAGCUUAUGCAUCCACUGACUUCAAUUAACACAGAAAACAUUUGUCAAGUAGAGACUAUAACAACACAGACUGUCGGUCAAUUGUAUGAUAGUUUAGAUUUUGAUGUACAUGAAUUAGAAUAUGACCGGCAAGGGGAUCAUAAAAAACAUGUUUCUUCCUAAGGUUUUAUGAGGAACUUCUAUAUAUAGGACACACUUGUUCUCCAUUGUGGCUCAUACUGAUGCAUGGCUUGACGAUGUA
Molecule: messenger RNA, 2461 nt
Organism: Halichondria panicea
Lineage: Eukaryota; Metazoa; Porifera; Demospongiae; Suberitida; Halichondriidae
Product: sushi, von Willebrand factor type A, EGF and pentraxin domain-containing protein 1-like
Exons: 11
Coding region: 69-2249 (726 amino acids)
Source: RefSeq, a predicted model, not a curated record